Molecule: messenger RNA, 2294 nt
Organism: Jaculus jaculus (lesser Egyptian jerboa)
Lineage: Eukaryota; Metazoa; Chordata; Mammalia; Rodentia; Dipodidae
Gene: Pttg1ip
Product: PTTG1 interacting protein
Exons: 7
Coding region: 1-663 (220 amino acids)
Biological process (GO): protein import into nucleus
Cellular component (GO): cytoplasm; nucleus
Source: RefSeq, a predicted model, not a curated record
AUGUCGCGCAGGCGCAUUGCACCCCACAGCCGCGCCCGCGGGGGCGGGGCGGGGGGCCGAGUCCGGCCUGGGAGCUCGUCGUCGUCGUCGUCGUCGUCGUCGCGGGAAGCUUGCGAGGCGGCGCUGCGUGGCCCAAGCACCAUGGCGGCCCCGGGCGCUGUCCCCGGCGGGCUGGCCCUCGGCGGCGCCGCGCUGCUCCUGCUGCUCGUGCCCGCGGCCGUGGCGCAGGUGCCUCUCCCCGCCGGUUGUGCUCAGUACACAAACAGAUCCUGUGAAGAAUGCCUCAAGAACGUCUCGUGCCUGUGGUGCAACACGGACAAGGCUUGCUUGGACUACCCCGUUAGGAAAAUCUUGCCCCCUUCUUCUCUUUGUGACUUGAGUUCUGCUCGCUGGGGUGUUUGCUGGGUGAACUUUAAGGCCUUGAUCAUCACCAUAUCGGUGCUGGGCGGCGCUGUGCUUCUGGGCAUUGCUGUCUGCUGCUGCUACUGCUGCCGGAGGAAGAAGAGCCGGAAGGCGGAUAAGAGUGACGAACGGGCCAUGAGGGAGCAGGAGGAGAGGAGGGCGCGGCAGGAGGAGAGGAGAGCAGAGAUGAAGUCAAGACAUGAUGAAAUCAGGAAAAAAUAUGGUUUGUUUAAAGAACAAAACCCAUAUGAGAAGUUUUAAACAUCUUGUACACGCUUCCAACAGAUCACAGCCCAAAACUUUGUGGGAGACGCACUCCCCAGCCUGGCCUGCAGACCUGCACCACCCCAGCCUCCUGCCAGCGCCGGCAGCGGGGAGGGGCCUUGGGAGGACAAUCCUGCUCUUGUCCCUGCAAGCUGUGUCCUGUUCCCUCUGUCUGUUUUGUAUGUAAUCACUUGAGACAUUAAUCUUGUUGGUCUUUUAUUUGGAGGAAAUGUACUUUCUCCUCACACUCUGCCAGCUGAUUAUAAAGUAAGCAGCCUAGGGUCCUAUCUUGCUGCUGAGUUGAGCCUUGCUGCGGAAUUCCUGAGCCCCUCGCGCUGUGGCUUUCCAUGGCCACAGUGAGACACGUUUGCUUCCCUUCGGUGAGAACUGACCCAUCCACCCUUACUUCCCCAAGGUGUCUGCACACCGCUUACCACAGAGCCUUGUUCUGGGAAGGCAUGGUGUCCCUGUGCCUGGUCUGGGAGGACGUGCUCCUUACCAGGUGUACCCAGCAGCACAGAGUAUAAAACACUAUCUUUUUUAGAAACAAUUGCAAAUUACUAGAUUCCCUCCAGGAAGUGAUCUCACCAAGAAACCAUUCAUGAAAGCUCAAGGCCCUUCUUGGACAUUGGUUUCCGCUUGUCUUUAGAAGACCAUGCUGUUCCCCCUUGGGGAACCCAGGUUGUAAAUGAGGUUUGAGCCCCCAUGAGACAGCCAGUGCCUGCCCAUCCUUGCUGUAGCCACAGGUCUUUGGAGGGCUUUGUCAAGGAGAUGGGCACAUGGAAAUCACGGAGGAUUGAAAGUCUGCUCGGAGCCUGGAGGGGCUUUCCAAAGGCUGCUCCUCAGGGAAGCUGAGAGCGUAAGAGGCUGGCUUGUCCAGGGCUAGCUAGGGAGACUCCUACCUGCCUGAGUAGACACCCCGCGCCUUGCUUCCAGUGGGGCUUCAUGAAGCCACCCAUAGUAAAGUGUACAUUUCUCCAAAAUCAAGGUUUGUGACUAGUAAGCAGACUGAAUUUGAUGGAGGUUUCUUUACAGCUAGGUGCUGUAAAGUAAAUAGAAGCUUUUCUUAAAUUUGACAAUGGCUUUGAGUAAAAUUCUUCCUCUUGGGAAAGCAGGCUGACAGCGCUCGCUCGGGAUGGCUAUGCCAAGGAAAGCCCACCUCGGCCUGUUGGCCUUUCCAGCCAGGUCUGUCUGUCCAGGAGUUCACUAUGCCCUCAGACUUUUCCCACACUAAGGAAAUGACCUUUGCCAACUUCUUCAUCUCACCUUCUGACUCAUUAGGCAUCUGCUGUAAAGUACUGCCAGACGUGCCUUAGCCUUUAUAGCAGCCAUGAGACUUGAUUUCCUACUGUUUAUUCAUACCAGAAGCUUUCUAAUAAGGCUGUAAUGAACUUUAUAUUAAUACAAUAGCGUGCCUUUCAUUUAGGUUGCUGAUCAGGUAUUUAAGUAACCAAUGAUUAGAGUAUUUAAUUUUCAAGCCACGUAGAAACGCAGGUGCUCACGGUUCCGGCCUGGGUCCACGUGCUCGUCCCGAACAGCGUGAAGAGCAGCCACGAAACUAAGCUGCUAGGCCCACAAACUCCGUGCCUUACUUUUUAACCACUUUCCAAUAAAACGAUUGAAUAAUG